AUGAUGUACACGCGCGAUCUUCAAGAAAAAAACUUAACGCCAAAGGAACCUUUCGAGCCCGUUGGCGUCAUCGGCAUAGACGACAUAAUAGUAGACCAAAUAGAUCGGUCCGUCAGCCUCAUCCACCCGAGAGAAAAAUUCUGCCACCCAGCUUACAGCGCUGCUGGUAACGGUAACGAUAUAUGCUUGUUGAAACUGAAUGAUACCCUCACGUUUGGAGACAAGGUGGCUAAGAUCACGCUGCCUGAAGCUGAUUUGGUAGUUAAUGCUGGGACCCUGCUGAAUGUUACUGGGUGGGGAAGGACUGAAGUAUGGCCUAAAACUAUAGUAGAGGCUUCAGCUAUAUCGUACCUUCGGCAAGUGUCGGUACCUCUGAUGUCGGAUGCAACCUGUAAGGCGAAUUAUCCUGCUGUGGACACUGACAUACAGAUUUGUGCGGGGGCUACCGGUCUAGACGCGUGCCAGGGUGACAGCGGAGGUCCCUUGACCUUGGUAUUAGUUGUGUGCACGUGCAGAUCGGUGUGGUGUCCUACGGGCGUCGCUGCGGAACAGCGAGUGGAGGAGUCUACACCAAGUCAUCCUCUUAGCUACAUGCCUCGAUCUAAAGGGUCAUUGACAUCCAUGAGGUCACUGAUCUUGGGUAGCGUGCAGAUCGGCGUGGUGUCCUACGGGCGUCGCUGCGGAACAUCUAGCGGAGGAGUCUACGCCAAGGUCACCAGCUAUCUGGACUGGAUCCACGAUACUAUCAACAACAACCUUUAG
Messenger RNA from Leguminivora glycinivorella, 762 nucleotides. Its product is annotated as chymotrypsinogen B-like. Bases 1 to 762 code for a protein of 253 amino acids. Lineage: Eukaryota; Metazoa; Arthropoda; Insecta; Lepidoptera; Tortricidae. The record is from RefSeq and is a predicted model, not a curated record. The transcript is spliced from 5 exons. Gene Ontology annotation, molecular function: serine-type endopeptidase activity. Gene Ontology annotation, biological process: proteolysis.